Caenorhabditis sp. 36 PRJEB53466 is the source of this 599-nucleotide messenger RNA. NCBI's taxonomy places the organism in Eukaryota, Metazoa, Nematoda, Chromadorea, Rhabditida, Rhabditidae. The record is from the annotation of a GenBank genome assembly.
AUGACUAAGCUGAAGACUAAGUCUCUCCGCGGACAGAAGAAGGAUUCUCUCCAGAAGACCCUUGACGAGCAGAAGACCGAGCUCGCCACUCUUCGCGUCUCCAAGGUCACUGGAGGAGCUGCGUCCAAGCUCAGCAAGAUCCGUGUUGUUCGCAAGAACAUCGCCAGAAUUUUGACGGUCAUCAACCAGACCCAGAAGCAGGAGCUUCGCAAGUUCUACGCUAAUUACAAGGUUUGCUAUUAUAGGGGCACCGGACAGAAAGGGCGCGCUGUUCGCAAUCUGGCCGAAUUUCUAGGCCGCGAAGUAAUUUUCCACUGAAAAUGUGGCCUAACUUUCAAACUCGGCCCCGAGGUCGCUCAAUUUGCACUGCAAAAAGAGUUUCUCAACAGAGCGCCAUUUCUGUGCGGUGCCCCUAUAAUACAGACGUGGCAUGAUGUGUACAAGUAUUUAUUUUUUAGUACAAGCCGAUCGACCUUCGCCUCAAGAAGACCCGCGCUAUCCGCAGAAGAUUGACCGCUCACGAGGAGAGCCUCCGCUCCGCCAAGCAGCAGGCUAGGGCCCGCGUCUUCGCCGUCCGAAAGUUCGCUGUCAAGGCUUAA